Messenger RNA from Xenopus tropicalis (tropical clawed frog), 801 nucleotides. It is a transcript of the gene myl3, whose product is annotated as myosin light chain 3. The record is from RefSeq and is marked provisional. Gene Ontology annotation, molecular function: calcium ion binding. NCBI's taxonomy places the organism in Eukaryota, Metazoa, Chordata, Amphibia, Anura, Pipidae.
CUGAACUGCACAUCACUCAACCCAAGACUUUCUCCUCUGUGCCAGCGUUAACCAUGCCACCCAAAAAGCCAGAGCCCAAGAAGGAAGAACCCAAGCCCGUACCCAAGCCCCCGGAGCCGGAACCCCCCAAGGAGCCUUUGUUUGACCCCUCCACUGUCACAAUUGAAUUCUCUGCAGAUCAAAUCGAAGAAUUUAAGGAAGCCUUUUCCCUCUUUGAUCGGACCCCUAAAUGUGAGCAAAAAAUCACCUAUGGACAGUGCGGAGACGUCCUGCGAGCUUUGGGACAGAAUCCAACCAAUGCAGAAGUUUUAAAAGUCCUCGGCAAGCCAAAAGCUGAAGAAUUAAGCCUUAAGCUGAUGGAUUUCGAUACCUUCCUCCCGAUGCUCCAACACAUUUCCAAGUCAAAGGAGAAGGGAACAUAUGAAGACUUUGUUGAAGGGCUGCGAGUGUUUGAUAAAGAAGGAAAUGGUACCGUUAUGGGAGCUGAAAUCCGUCACGUCUUGGCUACUCUGGGAGAAAGAAUGACAGAAGAAGAGGUAGACAGGUUACUGCAAGGGCAGGAAGACCCCAACGGUCAUAUCAACUACGAAGCCUUUGCAAAGUACAUCUUGGCAAACUGAACACAAGUCAUAACAAUGGCCGACGCGCUUAUGGUUGCACAGAAACACCAUUCAGGAACAUCGGAUCCGAAGGUUGUUCAGCUCUGCGUCCAACGAACCAAUAAAGUUCUUGACUUGCUCUUCCAUAUGAAAUGUUCUUGUUAACAAUAAAAAAGCUUGGACACGGUUCUCAUACACCCAG